This is a messenger RNA of Neltuma alba, 1670 nucleotides long. RefSeq lists its product as uncharacterized. Lineage: Eukaryota; Viridiplantae; Streptophyta; Magnoliopsida; Fabales; Fabaceae. Bases 237 to 1256 code for a protein of 339 amino acids. The record is from RefSeq and is a predicted model, not a curated record. Gene Ontology annotation, cellular component: chloroplast. The transcript is spliced from 12 exons.
GGGAGGCAAAAGCUCUUAGGUGACGUUAAUCGGUACUUUCAGUUGGCUCCAAAAUAGAUAUUUUAGUUUAUUGAUUGUGAUUCUGGCAACUGGAAGCUCCGGCCCCAGUCUUGUACCUUGCGGUCCUUGCCUAUCGACUCUCACCGUGAACUCAGAGAGCAUACUUUGUCAUUGGUACACAGCUCCAGCAACUCCAAUCUGUUGGCAGAAACCCUUGGCGUCCCGGUCCCGGAGUCAUGGCCGGAGCUCUAACUCUCUCGCAAUUCUCGGUUUUUGGGUCUCUUUCAUUGCCUAAAAGAGUAACCCGUAGCACGGUAUCCAUUAGAGCGACUUCGGAAACCACUCCGUCCACUUCCGCUUCUGUGAGCACGACAGAAGACCCGAAACCGGAUUCUCCGGCCUCAUCGUCCACGUUUGCUCCUCCACCCAAUUUCAAGCCUCCUGAGCCUCAGCGCUUUGGCGUGAGACCUGACAAGACUAAUGACGUGUUUGGAGCUGCGCUUCCCUUGUUCCUUCGCUUUGGUACUGGAGUUUUCGCUUCUGGGUAUUCUUUUUCCUUCAUUCCUAAGGAUGAAUUUCCACCUGAUCAGUAUGCUUUGGAAGUUUCUGGGUACAAGGUAAAAGAAACAGCGAAGUUAGGCCCUCGCCCAGAGAAGCCUAUAGAGAUAUAUGAAUUUGAGAGCUGUCCAUUUUGCCGAAAGGUCAGAGAAUUUGUCGCUAUUUUGGACAUUGAUGUUCUUUUCUAUCCAUGUCCUAGAAAUGGACCCAAUUUUCGCCCGAAGGUUGCUCAGAUGGGUGGAAAACAGCAAUUCCCCUACAUGGUGGAUCCAAACACAGGCGUUUCAAUGUAUGAAUCAGAUGGGAUAAUCAAAUACUUGGCUGAGAAAUACGGAGAUGGAAGUAUUCCACUCACUUUAUCUCUUGGAUUAUUUACGACACUUACUGCUGGCUUAGGUAUGCUUGGUCGCAGGGGAAAGGGUAGCUCUUAUACUCCUGCAAUAUUACCUCCAGAGCCACUAAAACUAUGGGCAUACGAGGGUUCACCUUUCUGCAAACUUGUGCGUGAAGUACUUGUAGAGUUGGAGCUGCCCCACAUACAAAUCACUUGUUCUCGAGGUAGCCCAAAACGACAGAUACUAUUAGAAAAGACUGGGCAUUUCCAGGUGCCCUAUUUGGAUGAUCCGAACACUGGGAUAGGAAUGUAUGAGAGUGCAGAGAUUAUAGAGUAUCUAAGAGCAACUUAUGCUCUUCAGUAAAUCAUGUUUGCAGAGGCUCAUGAACGUGAAGUCAUGUAGCUCGAUCAAGACAAAUUGUCAAAAUUGGAGGCUUUCACUUUGUUGACUGACAGCGGGAUUACUCUAGGGCUUGUUUGGUUUGUUGAAGGAAUGGGAAAAGCCGAAGGGAGAAGGAAAAAUCUGUAUUAUUUAUUUUUUGUUAUUAUUCAAUAGGUUUUAUCUGUUCUUAAUACCUUUUGGAGAUAAUAGAACGAACGAACGGCAUUUAGUUGAAGUUUGAUAGUUUGAUAGUUUCAUACUACUUUUGAAACAACGUUUUGAAUUGCAUAUGGAAAGAAAAGACAGUUAGUUAUGGGGAGGAUGAUUAUAUAUUUUGAUACCUCUUGAAGAAGUGCAUAAGUUGUAAAAGGAGAAUAGUUUUGUGUUUACAGUGUA